Messenger RNA from Helianthus annuus (common sunflower), 490 nucleotides. Its product is annotated as heavy metal-associated isoprenylated plant protein 39. Bases 131 to 385 code for a protein of 84 amino acids. The transcript has 3 exons. The record is from RefSeq and is a predicted model, not a curated record. Lineage: Eukaryota; Viridiplantae; Streptophyta; Magnoliopsida; Asterales; Asteraceae. Gene Ontology annotation, molecular function: metal ion binding.
ACUCAUUUGUUUAAAAUAAUGGCCACACAACUAUUUCCGUAUAAAUAACACACAAACACACACUUGACUUCAAAAGUCUCUCUUAAUUUCCUCAACAUUUCACUCCACCUGCUUCCAUAUCUCCAUCAACAUGCCUGAAAGCAAGAAAGUGGUUAUUAAAGUGGAUAUCAAUGACAAUGAUGAGAAAAGAAAAGCUCUAAAGGCGGUUUCGGGUCUUUCAGGGAUUGAUUCCUUGGCUAUGGAUAUGAAAGACAAGAAAAUGACUAUCGUCGGAGACGUUGAUCCGGUGGAUGUUAUCGGAAAGCUUAAAAAUUGGCAUGCCGAUGUACUCUCCGUUGGACAUGCUAAAGAAGAAAACAAAGAACCAGAAAAGAAAGAUAUUUAAGCUUGGGUAUUGUAAAAAUGUAUUACCAACAUCUAUACUAUGUUGAUGUGCUGAUAUUAUAUUUUUACAUUUUAAAGUAUUUAAAUAUUGGGUUAUUGGAUUGUA